AUGCCUAUUUUAUCACUAUCUGCAACACGGGACAGUGUUUUCACAAGAAUAUAUGAUUAUUUUAAGGUGGUAGUGGAACAGGUGAUUGUGCCCAAUGCAACAGACGACAAGUCUUCUAAGAAUACUCUUUUCGAAGAGUUAAAACACGUCAAACAGGACGAUCAUCAAAGAGACAGUUAUGCUGCCAAAAGUAAUGAUGUGGCCGAUACGAGCGAGUUAUUUCCCAGUCAGAAUAACGAACAGUUGAGUCUGACAUCAAAAUCUUCAGUUGUCCCCUGCGCUUUAAAUUUGGAUAACCUGCAAACAGCUUUCUCUAUUGAAACUGAUAAGAAUGGUAUAGUAAGAACAAGGUUGAACCUGGGUGAAGCGAUCUCGCGAGAUUCCGCCAUCGACGAGCCAACCAAGUCGCAAAACGACUUAUUAAGUUCCCCUUUACUCCACGAAUCCUAUAUCAACACUGAUCAGUACAAGGCCCUUUUUCCUUCAAAUUUUCUUCCGAUCACUCCUAUAAGCAGCGUAAUCACCCCUGCAUCUAAAAAAUGUAUUGAUGAGUCCCCUCUAUCUGACGAAAUUCAGGGCACUGCUGAUGAAUCAUCGGAAGCUUUAUCAUACAUAUGCCACUACUGUGAUGCCAGAUUCCGAAUUAGAGGGUACUUAACACGACACAUCAAAAAGCAUGCCAAAAGAAAGGCUUAUCACUGUCCAUUUUUUGAUAAUAGCAUUUCGCAGGAGCUGCGAUGCCAUACUUCCGGCGGGUUCAGUAGAAGAGAUACGUACAAAACACACUUGAAAUCUAGACAUUUCACUUAUCCAGAAGGUGUUAAGCCUCAAGACCGCAAUAAAUCAUCCGGUGCGUGUGCUCAGUGUGGGGAAUACUUCCACACUAGUGAGAGCUGGGUGGAAAACCACAUUGAGGCAGGGAGUUGCAAAGGGUUACCAGAAGGCUACUCUGAGAGGAUACGAGAGAAAAAGAAGACUACUAAAAUGAAAAUGAUAAAGACCUCCGAUGGCCAGACUAGAUUCAUCUCAUCCGAAGAAAGUGCUCCCGUAAAAAGUGCGGCGCUAAGUAACAACACCAUGGAAGCGGCGGUAAUACAUUCGAAAGAACCCCAUAAUCACAAGGGCAUACCAAGAAAAACCCAGAAGAAUAAAAUUGGAGUGGACGCACCUUGGCUCGAACGUAAACAAAUCUCAAAAACCACAGAAACUACACAAUCACAUGAGCCUAUUGACAUCCAAAAUCCUAAGGAGUGGCCAAUUACAUCCCAUCCAAUACUUUCACCUCAAAAUGCGUCUUCUAUAGCUCAGGAAUAUCAAUCAUCGUGGUACGUAUUACGUAUGGGCUCACCUGCAUUAUCCUCUACCUCAUCAGCGUUGUCUCCACUUUCGGGUGAUCCGAUCACAACUACAGAAACAAAUAAAUCAUACCCAUUAGAUUCGGAGCAAUCAUUGUCAGAGUCAGACAAGGCCGAAGAAGACUCAAUAAAUCACUCAAAGAAGAGCAAUAUGAUUUCCAUCAAUGAGAUAUUACAGAAGCAAAUGAACUUCGAGCUACUAGGUGAAAAUCACUUAAAGGAAACUCAAGAUUGUUUGGCUCUUUACAAAAAAGCCAAUGGGAUAGAAUUUUAA
Messenger RNA from Saccharomyces mikatae IFO 1815, 1629 nucleotides. RefSeq names its product Stp2p (gene STP2). Gene Ontology annotation, cellular component: nucleus. The record is from RefSeq and is a predicted model, not a curated record. Gene Ontology annotation, biological process: regulation of transcription by RNA polymerase II. Lineage: Eukaryota; Fungi; Ascomycota; Saccharomycetes; Saccharomycetales; Saccharomycetaceae. The transcript has a single exon. Gene Ontology annotation, molecular function: RNA polymerase II cis-regulatory region sequence-specific DNA binding; DNA-binding transcription factor activity, RNA polymerase II-specific. The coding region runs from base 1 to 1629 and encodes 542 amino acids.